Molecule: messenger RNA, 1804 nt
Organism: Physella acuta
Lineage: Eukaryota; Metazoa; Mollusca; Gastropoda; Physidae
Biological process (GO): extrinsic apoptotic signaling pathway
Molecular function (GO): CD27 receptor binding
Source: RefSeq, a predicted model, not a curated record
UGUUCCCGCGAUAUUUUAUCAUAGAUAUCGAUCACUUGUUUAUUAAACCUAGAAAAUAAAAUCUACAUCUAGAGUCUAGAUCUAGUAGAAUUUAAUCCAGAUCUAGAUAUCUAGAAUAGAUCCAGAUCGAUCUACUCUAGGAUUAUACUACAACAAUGCCCAAAAGAAACAACCCAUUUGGUGAUCACUCAAGUCUUCAACUAAAAACACAUGUUGGGGAAAAAGAAGUUGAUAAAGGAGUUGCAAUGCAAACAAGAAUGCAAUCUGUCUAUGAGAGAACACAUGCUCUUUUAUUCAGUGGGAUGAGACAAAUGCAUGAAGUGAGAGUUGAGUUAGAUGGCAAUGACAAUGAGAUGUGCAUUGAUGAACAAAAUAAAUUUGACAGCUCAGCAUUACAUAAACAGUUAUAUUUAAACAAAAACUGUAAGUUGGUCCCAGCUGAGGAUGAUCCUAUGGAGACUGACAUAAAACCUUCACAUCAGGUUUCAUUGGUUUCUAAAGACAUAACACCAGAAUCUACUGGUCUAAACAAUCAACAUAGUUGCCAUGGUUUUUCAUUACCAACUGAAAGUGGUGGCAGAGAAUAUGUUGGCCAUCCAACCAAAGUUGUCUCCUCCUCAAACAAGAUACCAUGUUCUGAAGCUGCACCUCUGUCUGCCAAUGCUGGUUCUAAUGUAUUUAAGCACAUGAGACUUGCUCAGUUGAAACUUCUCUCACUUGAAAAAUCUGAAGCAUUGGCUAGAGCCUGUCACAAUUGUCGAAAGCCAGUCCAGACCAGAGAUGUGAUAAAAUGUCAGUUUUGUGAAGGAUAUGUUUGCUGCCAAUGUGUGCGCCAGUGCAGGCAUUGUCACUUACAUUUUUGUCAACUUUGCUCUGUUUUAAACUAUGACCAGUCUACAGUGAGAGCUUUUUGUCUCAGUUGUAAUGAUGAAGAAAAAAGUAAUGCACUCUUAUCUACAUAGGAAAAAUGCUAUUGGCCUGCAUUUGAAAAUUUCAGCAUUUUCUUCUAGGCAUAAGUAAUCUUUGAUAACUUUUAUCUAUGUUUGGUCAGUUAAGAUAUUGAGUUGCAUUUAUAUUCUUUUCUGCACUUGUUAAUGUUUUGCUACAUGCCAACUUAAGUAUAUCGAGGGAUCUAAAAAUGUAGUCUAUUUUUGUGGCUUUUAAACUUUAAAAAAAUUUACACUAUAGGAAAAAAUGUAUCGGCAGAAGUAUACAGUACAUUAAAUACUCACUGUAACUGUAAGCCAAUCAAAGUUACUUAUACCCUAUUCUUUUGGUUUUCCAUUGAAACAUUUCUGUCUAAAACUUGUAUAUUUAAAUACCAAUUUGAUUGCAAAAAUAAUUUAAUUUUACUUGGAUGCGAUGGUAAAUAUCAUGACUACGUUAGCAAGAGCUUCUGUAUAUUGAACUGGAUUUCAUUCAUGGGGUUUGAAUAUUUUUUAUCUGAUUUUUAUCUUUUUGCUUAAUUUUGUAGGCAGCAGUGUAAAUAUUUUAAUACUUGUUUAGUUUGACUCUAAUUUUGAACAUAUUUUUUAUUUUCAUUUUACAUAAUUUAUGUUUUACAUUUUUUUUUUUGAAAAAAUUUAAAAUAUUGUUUAUUAUCUGCACAUCUUCAAAUAAUAUGCCUAUUCAAUAAACAUGUUUACUUUGGCUGAACAAUUGAUAUACUGCAGUUAGUUAUACAAAGUAAUCUUUUUUGCUUGCUCAGUAAUAGUUUUAAAAAUUUAUUUACUGUGCUAAUCAAACAUUUAAGAUAUUUAUGUUGUGAUAUUUUUCAUACAGUUUAUGAAUAAACUUAAAAAGU